Messenger RNA from Glossina fuscipes, 2103 nucleotides. It is a transcript of the gene Sol1, whose product is annotated as suppressor of lurcher protein 1. The transcript is spliced from 10 exons. The coding region runs from base 1 to 2103 and encodes 700 amino acids. Gene Ontology annotation, cellular component: plasma membrane. The record is from RefSeq and is a predicted model, not a curated record. Lineage: Eukaryota; Metazoa; Arthropoda; Insecta; Diptera; Glossinidae.
AUGAAAUUUGAAAUAUAUCUUACAAAGUUAAUUUUACUACUUAGCCAAGUAAAGGCUUCAAAUCUCUACUUAGAAUGCUCUUGCCUCUAUGCCCAGGAUCGUAAUAGUACUGCUGCACAGACAUCGUCAGAAGUUGUAUUGAAUGCCUCAAUGGCCCGUCAUGCUAAAAAUGGUUGUUAUUUGAUAUUCAUUGUGGGUACCAAGGAGGAAAUUGUCACAUUCCGCUUCAAAAAAGUACAGUUAAGGCCUCACUGUUUGGACUACAUCGAGAUUUUUCCAUACCUUCGUGAACCGGUUGUUGAGAACAUAACUAUGGCAGAAUAUAUGUAUUGCAAUUAUAGUCAAUCAUUUGUACCCUCACAGCCAACGCCGUCGUCAAACUUUGACAGCAUUAAUGACAAACGCCUGGCCAAUUUAUCUAGUACGACCCAAAUACAUAUCACAACUACGAGGCCCAUGUUUCUUUCGCCUACUCACGAGUUUAUUUAUAGCUCGCAUAGAAUUCUAGCCAUACGUGUACGCUUCAAUAAAUCAUCAUUACCUGGUGCAAAACGAUUAAUCAAUAAUUGGCCUCUGCAGCUAACAGGAGAAUAUAGAUUUUUGAAGAAAGAACAUUUUCAAAACGAUGGUCGUUUAAUAAAGAAUUCGUAUUGUGAUUACUAUUUCUUUGCCAACCCCGAAAACUCUUACGAAGCAUUAAAAGUGUGGAAAUACUUUCACUCUCCGCGUUUUCCCGCCAAAUAUCCGGCCCACAUAAAGUGCUUCUACAAAUUUAUUGGAAGGCGCAAUAGCCACGUGCAAGUAUCGUUUGAAGAAAUAAAUAUACCGAAGGGAGAAAACGGUUGCGACUUAGAUAAAUUAAUUAUUUACGAUUCGGAAUCGGCCAACACUAAUAAGAUAGUCGAUGUUCUUUGCGAUUUUCCACCUUCAAAAGUGUUUCUAAGUUCUGGUCCCGACUUAGUAAUUGAAUUUAACGCGAGUUCCAACACAACAGCUAAAGGCUUUAGAGGAAAAUUUCGUUUCCUACACAAUGAAGUACUCAUAUUUAUUGAUACGCAGCGAUAUGUUAACGCAACAGAAAGUAAUCAAAAUCGAAUACCAGACUAUGAAAAUGAAAAAAUUAGAAAUACUCAAGGUGACUGUAAAUUCAUGUACGAUUCGAACUUAAAUAAGACGGGCAUUUUUGACACUAAUCAGCUGUUUACGAUACAACACAUUAGGUUAGCAGAAAAUAACAUUUUGUUUCGCGCAGUGGAACCAAUAGAAUGUACUUAUGAAUUCUACGGCCAACGCGAGGAAAGAGUUCAAAUCAAAUUCUUAGAUUUUAAUAUCCCCAGUGAAUCGCAAAAUUCUCCCAAUUGCUAUGCAAAUAAUUCAUUACAGCUGUUAACUGAUGUUAGGGGGAGCAAAUACGAAGUGACAGACAUGUAUUGUGGACGAUUUCUACCAAAACCGAUAAUGUCAAAAGGUACAAAAUUAGCGCUACAAUUUGUAGGAAAAUAUCCAAUUUCUCAAUACGACGACAACGGCAAAGGGAUUUAUUACGGUUUUAAAGCCGAAUACCGAUUUUUAACAAAUUAUGGCGUAAUCAGCGGCCACCAGUUGGGGUACGACUGCAUUUUUACUUAUAACAGCACAAAAAAGAAAAGUGGUUUAUUCAUGUCCCCUAAUUUUCCCGGAUUUUAUCCUCAAAAUAUUAUAUGCCACUUCUAUUUUUACGGAGACUUGCAAGAACGAAUUCUUAUACAAUUCGAUAUCUUUGACGUGGAAGGUAUAGGGAGUUGCGAGUAUUUGACGGCUAGUGAUUACGUCGAAUUUUCUAAUUUUAUGAGCACAGAUCGUAAAUAUCGGAAAUUUUGUGGUAAACGUGAGAAAUUCAAUAUACGUUCGGAUGACCGCUUCUUUCGAGUAUCACUCUACACCAACGAUCGCUUCGAUCGUAGUGGUUUUCGGGCUUAUUACUCCUUUGAAAGCAAAGCAAAGUCAUCGGAUAACACUUCAGCCCAAGGUUUUAUGAUUUCGCACGCAAAAUGUUCAAAAUUAACUGCUUACUUUCAAAUAAAUAGACUUAUUUUCAUUACGUUACUUUGUUCAUUGUAUUAA